Molecule: messenger RNA, 6500 nt
Organism: Papilio polytes (common Mormon)
Lineage: Eukaryota; Metazoa; Arthropoda; Insecta; Lepidoptera; Papilionidae
Product: spatacsin
Exons: 14
Coding region: 359-6205 (1948 amino acids)
Biological process (GO): axon extension; chemical synaptic transmission; synaptic vesicle transport
Cellular component (GO): dendrite; synapse; axon
Source: RefSeq, a predicted model, not a curated record
GUUGUCAAUGUCAAACGAAAUAAACUUGAAAACACUAGUUUUUAUUGCGGUUGGACCUGCAAAAUUUUACUAAUUUAAUAUCUUGAAAUUAAACAUAAUUCAGUGUGAUGUGAUAACGUAAAAAUAGCAAUAGUUAAAUAAAAACGUCGUUACUAAUCAAUCGUAUAUUUUGGACUUUGACCAACUUAUGUAUCGAACAUGCAAUAAAUUCAGUCAUCAGCGAAGUGUACAAACAAACGUGACGUUUUGGCUCAUUAUAAUAAUGUUUUCGUUAUUGUAUGGUUGUUUCUUUGUCUUGGUCACAGUGUAAAAUGUUUGUAUUGACUCGGACCUGUAGGUCGUAAACAAUUAGUGAAAAAUGGAAGGAUUAACACAAAAUGAAAAAAUAAUUUGGUCAUGUUGGGAAGAGAAGUCACCGAGAGAUGUAGUCAGGGAAGCGGCCGCGAAAGGCACUCAUAUUGAUUUAGCUAUUCAGUAUUUAAUGCAAAAAAAUUCUUGGACUGAAUCUUCAUCAAGAGAGUGGUUCUUAGCUGAGGUUAAGACAUGGACUAUUCAGUUACUUCUACGAAAGCAAAUCUUUAAAGUGCUACAUGUCUUGAAUAAAGUCAACAUUAACCCUGAGGAUCACCUAAUGACACUGGCAGCCACCUCCUCAAACAUUGAAUAUAGAGAUUUCAUUGUUGAACACUUGGAAAAACUAUCAAAAGAUAUUAAAACCGAAAAUUUGGAUAAGUGGUUGAAUUUCAAAAGGCAUUGGAAUUUACUCAGAUAUUUAGAAAGGUCUUUUGAAGUUGAUGGAACAUUUAAGCAGAAUAAAGUGUUUGGUGAAGGAAAUGAUAGGGUUUUUGUCAAUGAGAGUGAGAUCAAAGCUCUUACUGUUGAAGAUAUUGAAAAGUAUCCAUCACAUUGGAAAUGUAAAAUAGCAACUACAUUGUUCUUUAACACAUUUGAAUACUCACUACUGGACUUCUCAUCCCCCCAACAAAUGUGGAUUCAUCUUUUGGAAAGAAACAAGGCAAUGGUAUUAGUUCGUUGGAUAAACGUCCAAACAUCAGAGGUUGUUCGAGAUAUGAAUGCAAGAUAUAAUUUUUUUAUAAAUGAAAAUUUUGUUAAUAAACUUUUAAAUGUGGAUACAAAAGGAUUUAGCAGUGAAGUGCUUGCGAAUUUGGAUAAAAUUUUUCGAUCUUGGCCGAUCACGAAUGAAAUGAUUCAAAAUGUUGCAACAAGUAAUUGUUUUGCAUACACUAAAUUGUGUAUUUAUGACACACUGUGUUCUUAUGGCAUAGUAAAUAAUGAUGAGCGAAAAAAUUUAUAUGUGAUAAUUUCCAGACUGGCACGAACACAGAAUUUAAAACAAAUUGAUGAUAUCUUCACUGAAUCUUGUGCAACAAUAACUAAACAAGAAUUUUACGUCGAAUUGGCAAAAUAUUGUGUAAAAAAUAAACUUUAUAAUGUAUUAACUAUGUGCGUUGAGGGACAUAUACUAGAUACAGAUUUAUCAGAAGUCGAACAAGAAGCAAAAGACUGCAUUGAGCUGUGGUUAUUGUUUAAAAGCAUCGAACAGACAUCGGAUAGACAGAGUCAUGUUGUACCUGUAUAUAAAACGUGUCAGCAAAUAGCAAAAAAUGAUAUUGAUAAUUAUAUUUCGACUAAUCCUUAUUUAGUCCUGGGCAUGAUACUACUCGAGGACGAUGCAAAUCUAUUUGACAUAUUUUCGAAGCUCGAUAUUUUACAAUUCAAAGACUUCAAAUUGCCCAACAAAGGUUACAAACAUAAACUUCCACAUUUAUAUAAUGUUUAUAAGAAAUUUGCAGGUGGUUAUCAAAUGUAUGAUUCGAAAGAUGUUAAUGUCUAUCAACUGCUCUCCGGAUAUCGUGGUUUAGAUGUAUCGAAAAUAUUUGAAUUUCAAUUAAUUAAUCAGAACACGAAGAGUGUACUAGCUGAAAAAUCUGACAGGCGUAGUUUGGGUAGUCUGUUGUCUAGUGAUGUGGAAGUAAGAAGCGGCAUUAAGACAUUAUCUCAACGAUCAGUUGAUAUGCCAGAUUUCGAAAAUGAGAAACUGAUCAAGCGAUACGGAUACGUCGCGAAAUUAAACCAUGUGUACUAUUUAAAGCAAUACCGUCCUUGUAAUGCUAGUCAGGCGUUUGUGGCACAGCAGUAUCAGACGUACAAUAGAUUACAAGAGAAAAGUAUAAAAAGCGCUUGCUGUGAAGCUCACGCUCUAGCGUUGCAGAACUGGUCGGACCCAGCGAUGGCGGCCUGCGCUGUCUCUUUCGUAGCAAUGAUAGGCUGCAAUCCCUCCAGGUGCAGAGUUCACAUGUCCGCAGCCAAAAUUAUAAAGCAACACUUGAUGGUCAAUAAAAAUUUCUCAGAAGAGAAAGCAAACAAAGUUGUUAAUGAAUAUAUGUCUAAACUCAUGCAAAGUAACGAUCAAGCUGCGAAAGAAAUUUUGCAGUAUUUAGAAGAAAUAACGAUUAAUAAAUUAAAACAGAUACAGUCUGAAGAUAAAUUUGAUAUGACUCUAGUCUUGUAUGAAUCUCAAACGAUGGUGAAGUUUGCAAUACUCCAUAAUUUGCCGUUACCAGAACUUCAACUUAAGGAGUUUGUUAGGAACAAUUCCUGGUUUAACUUUUUGUUAUUCGGUGACGUGUUCAGAUAUCCUCUAUCACAAAUGCUGCAACUGUCUCAAGAUUUUGAGAAGCAAUCGUAUGCGGAACACUUAAAGUACAUAAUGUUACACAAAACUACUGAAGAGGACAAAGAUUUCAAAUCUGUUUCAAGUAACGGUCAGAGAAGAUUCUCGAGACUCAGUUCUAUGGAAGUGAGUCCAACUCAAAAUAUUUCAUUCGAGUUUCCAUUGAGUUGGUACAUGGGUCGUGAGUUGUGGGAGGUGGCGGCGGCCUGCCACGGGCCCGAGGACCCGCCCGCCGCGCUGCUGCGCGCCGCAGACCUCUGCCGGGAGCCGCUGCUGGUACUCAUCGCCAGCUGUUACGAGCCAAACUCUGUAGAUGUCUUAUGGGCGCAAUGGGUUCUGGCGUCAAUAGGUGUGUCAGAGCGCACGCGCGAGGCGCUGCAGGCUAAGAUCUCCCACCGCCCACUCUCUGAACAGUUCCUCGUGGUGGCAGAAGUGUGUCUUGUUGAAGGUUAUAUCGCCACCCUGCAAGAGUCAAUGCUCGUGUUCAUGUCGGAUAGCCCUCUGACAUUGCUGACAACGUUCCUACACCGUUGCAUCCGUCUGCGUACUUUCGACAUGGAAACUUCGAGAACUCUUGGGAACUUCCUACAGCAAUGCCAACGCAAGUACAGCUCGGAGUCGGCCGGCAUGCCGUGGCACAUGUCUAAGGAGAUGUUGCAGAAGAUCGCCGUUGAGUUAGUCAAGAUAGCGCUGAGUUACAGCUUUGAUAGUGCUUACCAUCAAAGAGAGUUUCUCCGUUGCUUAUCUGAUGUACAAUUUGAAAAAGGGUUGAUGGUGCCAACACCAAAUUUUAAGACUCUCUUCGAAAUCAUACAAAUAUCAAUGCAAACAUCAUUAGUAGUGAAUAUACAGAAGUUGCUAAGAGACGAAUGCGAGAACUAUCUCGCAGAGUGUAUAAAGAUGUAUACAGAAAACAAGAAUUACGAUGUAGCACUAAAAAUUGCUAAAUUGGCCGCGUUACCUGUAAACGACAUACUGCAAGUUGAAUGGGCACAUAAAUAUGAUAUGUUGCAUAUGAGAGAGACUGAAAUCGAGGACAAAGAUUUGACAAUGUUCAUAGCGGAAUCCAGCGAAGCGUUCAAGAAAGCUGCAGUUACGUUCACCGCAGCGACAGAGUUCCUCACAAGACACGCCACAUCAAUAACAGAUCCAAUACAGAAGUUUUAUUCGUACAGAAUUAUUAUGAGCUGGUUUGAAGAGAAUCAUGAAUACGGCAGAAGGAGAGAGGAGAUCGAACAUUCUAUGUGGCACGCCUACUUCAACGUGGAAAACCAAGAUAAUGUAUUCCUGAAUAGUUACCAUUGUCUCCUGCAUUUCGUUCUUACAGGACAGAAAGAUAAGACAUUGUCUGAAAGUAUGGGACAGAUGAACGCCAAUAAACGGUUUUCGGUAACUCUGCAUCAGAUAGAGGUAGAAUCUGACGUGGGGAAUAUAGAAGAUGUAGUGUUACUAGAAGAGCCGGAUAUGAUAGACUGUUGGAGGAGAGUUGUGAAUCAAUUAUUAGAGUUGAGGUUGUUAGUAGAAGCGUUUCGUUUAUCAGCGUUAUACGAAACUCCUCCAGAGUAUCUGUACAGGACUCCCGUCUGUCCUGUUCAGAUAAUAAGGACGUGUUUGCGACUGGCCGAGGGCGCGUGCUCGCCGUACGAGCUGCCUCAAGAGCUUCGUUUGGUCAUAUCAUCGCCGCUACAAAAUAAACUUACGGUAUCGGAGACUUCGGAGACUAGUUUCGAAGAGUUGGUGGUGAUCCAAGAGCGUCAGGAGGCAGGUUCUGUGCCGCAGCUGGCGGCGCGCGAGGAUGCAGACCGGCUUGCCGCGCUUGACGCGCUCGCCGUGCGCAGCGGACUGUCUCUCGCCAAGCAGAUUGCGAGUUAUUUCCGUAUAGCAUUACAAAUUGGACGCGAGUACACUUUCGUGUUGAAAUAUGAAUGUAGUCCUGUGGACUUUAUCAACCUGGUGAGCGGCAGGGCGCGCAUGUCGCUGGCCAAUCUCGUCUUCAGGACAUUUAAUGUACCUUCCAAACAGGUUGCUGAAUAUCUCUGUUUGGAAAUGGUUGGCGCGAUAAUAUCGCCACAUCUAGUGAAGACAUCCACGUUCAGGCAAAAGGAGCACUUCCAGUACACAUUAUGGGGCUUUGUUCUGAAUUCUGAUAUUGAAAUGUUUCUAAACAUGAGACCUGACGCUUGCAGUCACAUAGGAAGGCUGAUUCUCGAUCAUUUGAUAGCCUUCCAAAAGAUUUAUAAAGCUACGACCACAUUUAAAAUACCAGAAAACACUUUAGACGACAGUUGUUUAGAUUUGGAAACGUUAAUAGACGAAGAAUACCAGCAUGUUGAGAAUGAUGAAGUGGAAUCAGUUUUAACCGAAGAAGGUACUUUAUUAUCAGCUGAGACUGAGUCCGUAUACUCAGUGUCGACUGUGUACACAGUCGGUAACAAGCUGACAAGAGACACCAGAAGGAAUCUCUUCGAUGCAAUAUCCCGGAGUAAUGUUCACGUAAGAUACGAAGUGAAAUCAAAUAUAAGGAAGAUAACUAAAGGCGCCAAACUAUCAACGAAACAGGUGAACAUAAUCUGCAUCGAGCUGCUGGUGGUGGGUCACGAGUGUUUCUCGGGCGCGUGCGACACGGAGGGCGUGGCGGUGUCGCUGCGCUCGGCGCAGGCGCUGGCGGCGCGGCUGCUGGCGGCGCGCGCCUGGCGCCUCAUGGUGCGUCUGCUCACCGGCCUGGCGCGCUACACAGAGUGCGCCUACAUAUUCCAGGCUCUGCGUGACAACCACCAGUUCGAGUACCUUUUAGGUCAGUUCGACUACAUGCUGGGCCAGCAGCCGGACAGGAUCGCCGCCUUCAAGCACGGCCUCCUCGACUUCCUGAAGACGCACUGCCCCGGGGAUACUGACGCGUACAUCAUGGUGGCUCUCCACUUCAACAUGUACUCCGAAGCCGCAGACGUUAAAAGACGACAGGCGUUGAACCUCAUAGAUGAUUUAGAGAAGAUAGCGGAUGAAGUUCGACCGAAGAAGACUCAGCCGACGUGGGUGAUGAUACAUGACAAUGUGUCGACUAGAACUCUGCUCGAUACAGCAUUGAACCACUGCACGGACGCCGCGGAGCUGUACCUGCAGGGAGGCUGCACGGGCUUCGCGGGGGAGAUGGCCAGCCUGGCGCAGCAGGUCGCGCUGCAGACCGCGCUGCUCGGCGCCUCGCCCACCAGGCUCAUACUGAACAGGACGCCGGAACAGAUGUACAAUCUAGUCACUGAAUAUUUGAGUUUCAUGGAGGGGCUGGUGCUGUGGUGCGGGGCUGGGGGCGGAGGCGGGGGCGGGGGCGGGGGUGCGGCGUGGCGCGAGCUGGCGUACCGGCGCGCGCUCACCCACGACCAGCCCUACUUGCGCGACAUGGCCGCCUACAGGCCGGACGUCGCGCACGACUUCCUGCACAGAUACAAAACGGAGAAGAAAAAAACCCCUGCCUCUCAAGCUGCUAUGACGGAACUUCGCAAUCUAUUGAGAUGAUUACUUUUAAUUUGUUCGUAGACGACUAGAUCUCAGUAUAAUCUUUUUUUUUUAAAUAACUAGCAUCCCAAAACCUUGUUAUCGUAGUUUUAAUUGGUAAUAUAAAAUGGCUCUUGCGUAUAUAGUUGUAAGUAAAAAAUCGUUUUUUUUAUCGUUGUAUUCUCUCAAUUAAAUUUUGCUUUAUAACCGGUUUUAAUGUUUAUAAAUGUUAACUAAUAUUUUAUUGCAUGCAUAUUCUCUAUAUUGCAGUUAUCUGUAAGUCGCUGUGAUAUUGAACUGACUGUAUUUUUAUAAA